Molecule: messenger RNA, 1666 nt
Organism: Prosopis cineraria
Lineage: Eukaryota; Viridiplantae; Streptophyta; Magnoliopsida; Fabales; Fabaceae
Product: homeobox protein knotted-1-like 6
Exons: 5
Coding region: 470-1453 (327 amino acids)
Biological process (GO): regulation of DNA-templated transcription
Cellular component (GO): nucleus
Molecular function (GO): DNA binding; DNA-binding transcription factor activity, RNA polymerase II-specific
Source: RefSeq, a predicted model, not a curated record
UAAUCUCCGUUUAGCUCCCACCGCAGUUUCACUCGCGCAACAGAAUAAAGAAGGAAAAAAAAAAAAAUUUAAGCUCUGGCAGUCUGAUCUUCCUCGUUCGUACUGCUACUUCGCCUUCGCCGUCACCCUCCUUCUCCCACCACCACUGUCUGUUGCCUCUCUCCGUUCAGCGCUUCAGAACUCCCUCUCUCACUCACACACAGCUCUGAUUUCAACAAUAAUUCACUGUCAUAACCAGCGAAUGAAUGAAAAAUUAUCUAAAUAAGUAAUAAACAGUUGCUAAAAAAGCAAUUAUUAGGAAAAUCUUCUUCUGAAAUACUAUUAGUGUGUGGUAAUGGAUAGAAAUAGUGAUUAGCAUAAUUCUGAAAAGCCGGUUAAUACUAUUAUAUUUUGCUUCUAGAAACGGUGGUAGCAGUGGCGGAGCCUGAGAUAAGGUACGCAACGCUGUGUUUCGUUGUCGUUACUGGUCAUGGAGGAAAUGUACGGCCUCCCGUCGUCCCCUGAGGAUUACUCGGACAAAGCCAUCAUGACGCCCGACAAUCUGAUCUUCCCGGCCGACUACCAGAGCUUCCUCAUGUCUUCCUCCGCCGCCGCCGCCGGCUUCCGUGAUCGGAUUCCCGUUUUAGGAUCCGAAGAGUUGCUGUCCGCUGCCUCCGCGAUUACCGAAGUCGAAGCCUCCGUCGCUGCUCCUGAAUUUCGGCCACAAGAGGACUCUUCCUCCGUCAUCAAAGCCAGAAUCGCGUCUCAUCCUAACUAUCCUCGUCUCAUUCAAGCUUAUAUCGAUUGCCAGAAGGUAGGAGCACCUCCAGAAAUAGCGUGUUUCUUAGAUGAAAUCCGGCGAGAAAACGACCUCAACAAGAGGGACGUUGUUUCCACGUGCUUUGGAGACGACCGCGAGCUCGACGAGUUCAUGGAAACCUACUGCGACGUGCUGUUGAAGUAUAAAUCUGAUCUUGCCCGGCCUUUUGAUGAAGCAACCUCUUUCCUUAACAAGAUCGAAACCCAGCUCACCAAUCUCUGCAGUGGUGCUUCCCUUCUAAGCCUUCCCGAUGAUGGAGGUGUGUCUUCAGAAGAAGAUUUCAGUACUGCAGGUAGAGACACUCAAGAUGGUCAGGCGAAGGUUGAAGAUCAAGAGAUUAAGGACAGGCUUUUACGCAAGUUUGGGAGCCGUAUUGCCUCUUUGAAAUUGGAGUUCUCGAAAAAGAAGAAGAAGGGUAAGCUACCAAAAGAAGCCAGGCAAGCACUGCUUGAGUGGUGGAGUGUUCACUACAAGUGGCCAUACCCAACGGAAUCUGAUAAGAUUGCUCUGGCCAAGUCCACGGGUCUGGACCAGAAGCAAAUUAACAAUUGGUUUAUUAAUCAGAGAAAGCGCCACUGGAAGCCAUCUGAGAACAUCAGCGCGCAAUUUUCUGCCAUGGAUAAUCUCACUGGACUUUUUUUUACUGAUGAAUGAGGUUCACUUACACAUGACAGUCUCAAAAUGUAUAUCCUGAUAUUAACUAUUAAUUUCUAUCAUCUGUAUAUUUUAAACGCAGAAUUACCGACAUUGGAAGGCUUUUACUUUCCCGUGAAGUUACAUGGGAAUUGAUAGUAAUUCCCUACCUGUGUAUUCUUGAUAAACUUGUCUGGCGUUAAUAAUGAAAUGUUACAUAAACUUUGUGGGUUA